AUGAGCAUGCUCAAGAAUCUUUCCAGCCGGUGGUCUUCAAAAGGAGAUGAUCGCCCCACGGAUUCAUAUCUGAGACGCAGAGAACAGGUCCGGAGAGCACAAAAGAACCACCGCAGGCGCAAGGAAGAAUACCACAAGUCCCUCGAGGCCGAAGUUGUGCAUCUUCGCACGCGCGAAUCCGACUUGCUCAAGCAGACCUGUGAACUCUCAGCAGAGGUGGAGUGGCUCAAAACCAUCAUAGUGCAACACUGUAUCACCAUCCCUUCAAGGCCAGCUGAAGCUGCAUCAUCUGGUCAACAUGAUCUUUGUUGCCACUCGUCCGUUAUAGUCAGCGUUGAUAAGAACUAUUUGAGCUGCGAGCGGUUACUUGUCCAGGACUUCGUAUCUUCCGAGCCUACACAUCACAACCACGAUGGUAGUUAUCUGGGAGUGGGCGUGGCGUACCCUGCGCGAUCGGGAAUUGACGAGCUCGAGGAACCAAGCAGCAACACGAUUCUCGAUGAAUUCAACAACAACGCCGGCCUGGUACAGGAGAAUAACAUCAUUUCCGCCAUGGAAUUCAUCUUGAGUCUUGAAGGUCCAUGUCUCGAUCAUGUCAGAGCUGCAUUGGGAACGCCACAAGUUCCAAAUGGCCAUGCGCUGACUCUGACAGCCUCUAUGCUUCAUCUUUGCGAAAAUAGCGGCUCAUCAGCCCAGAGACUGGAUCCGACUCAGAUUCCCAAAAAAACUGUGGAGCGGUUGCUAGAGCUGUCAUCUGAACUGAGCACUGAAGACGAACUUACCCCAACCCAGGCUUGGGUUGUCCUCUCUCGACAGCCGCAGUUUACGGGCACUAGCAAAACCCAGAUUGUGGAUCUCGCAAAUGCGCUCUUGAGUCACAUGAAAUGCUAUGGAUUCGGGGCAGUGAUAGAACGAAUGACCCUAAUGAACGAAAUAUCGCGUGUUCUAAACUGCCCGGCUCGGCUCCAAUUGGAUUGA
This is a messenger RNA of Penicillium subrubescens, 978 nucleotides long. RefSeq names its product bZIP transcription factor. Lineage: Eukaryota; Fungi; Ascomycota; Eurotiomycetes; Eurotiales; Aspergillaceae. Gene Ontology annotation, molecular function: DNA-binding transcription activator activity, RNA polymerase II-specific; transcription cis-regulatory region binding. Gene Ontology annotation, cellular component: RNA polymerase II transcription regulator complex. The record is from RefSeq and is a predicted model, not a curated record. The transcript is spliced from 6 exons. The coding region runs from base 1 to 978 and encodes 325 amino acids.